AUGUCGAUGCCAGCACCCUCUGCCGCGCUUACACCCGGGCUCGAUUUCAGCAACAUCUCAUAUGGCAAGCCCACUGUUCAACGAUUCGCUGCGGAGUCGCAAGUCGCACGAGAAAUCUUGAAAGAAAAGUUGCAGUCCCAACGCAAGGGCGCCGUAAUUCAGGCGGUCCAGUUCGCGGAUUUACUGACCCCCAAUCCGAACAAGCCGCCCACGCCGGAGAAAGACCUAAAUCCUGACGAGCUUCCCAAGCCAACUGAAGAUAUCGAUCAGGUCCGAAGAGACAUCAGGAGAUGGGGCUACGGAUUGGUGAAGAACGCUUUGUCACGCGAGCAGGUCGCGAUCUUAAAGAGGGCUGUUCAGGAACAAGCUGCCGGAGAGCGAAAUGCUGGUGUUGCAACUUUCGAUGGAGUCGACGCAAUCGCAGCAUGGUAUCUGGGCGACAAUCCUCUGCUCUGGAGCUACAAUGCCAAUAUAGCACGCCCUGGAGGGCACCCGCAGGUUCUCCAUUGGGAUUCGGGUGUAAUGGGUGCGGGACGGAGCCAGCCAGUCGCUCUCAACAUAUCUUGGUUGUUGGUUGACAUGACGGAGAAGAAUGGAGGAACACGAAUCUUUCCAGGCUCGCAUCUCGUCAAUGUUAGACCUCGUAACAUGUUCUCGACAGAGGGAUCCAUAGCUGCUGAGGCACCUGCCGGCACAGCGCUCUGCUUCGAGGGCCGUCUUUGGCACGGUACCGGUCCUAACAAUGAGACAAGCGGCGAGCGUCCCGUGAUCUUGUCCCUUUUCUGCAACAAAGGCAUUCGCCCUAAAGAAAAUGCUCUCCUUGGCUUAGAUCAUGAGACUGAAGCCAAGCUAUCUGAGCGAGACAAGUCUUUGACAGGAUUCCGGACCUCGACGGCCGGCAUAGGUGGUACGUCAGGGGAGUCUCGCGCAGGCAUCACCUUGGCUCGACCGAGAGACGGAGACUUCAAGCAGACGGGCAAGCUGCGAGCUCCGCACGACGACGCUGAGGUUGCUCGCAUGAUUGCCGAUGGAACUCAUGCUACGAAUGCAGCAAGUCAAGCGCGCGCUGUGUUCAAUGUCGACGGGUAA
Molecule: messenger RNA, 1089 nt
Organism: Cercospora beticola
Lineage: Eukaryota; Fungi; Ascomycota; Dothideomycetes; Mycosphaerellales; Mycosphaerellaceae
Product: phytanoyl-CoA dioxygenase family protein
Source: RefSeq, a predicted model, not a curated record